This is a messenger RNA of Prorocentrum cordatum, 2075 nucleotides long. The record is from the annotation of a GenBank genome assembly. Lineage: Eukaryota; Dinophyceae; Prorocentrales; Prorocentraceae.
GGCCAAGCGCAGCCUGCCCUCGCUCAAAGGUCAGGUGGUGACGGUCAACGUCAGCUCGCAUGGCUCCCUCUUCGAGUACAUGCCAGGCAUUGGCGACGACGUGAAGGUGCUGCUAGUUCAAGAGCACCACUUGCUGCCCGAGCGCCUCCAGCAGGCGCAAUCUCAGGCUCGUGAUAUUGGCUGGCAUGGGAUAUGGGCUGCUGCGACGCCGAGUACUGCCUCGGCGACGGGCACGACUGCAGGCGUCGCUGCCCUCGUUCGCACGGACGUGAUGAUCACCGCCCCUAUCUUGGCAGAGAGGGAGGUCGUCACUGGAAGAUGUCGGUUUGCGCAUAUUCACUGGGGUGUGCCUGGAGGUUUCACAGCUGGCAGCAUCUACCUCGACACGAAGGAUGGCAUGGGCCCAGUCGACACGGCCUACCUGUGGGAGACGGUCAAGGCUCUCGCGAGGCUCAACAGCGAGGGGGUGGACUGGCUCAUUGGUGGGGAUUGGAAUAUCCAGCCUGCUGAGCUUUUCUCGUCCAGCUGGGCUACGGCAGCUUCGGCAAUACCCUUCUGCCCAAAGGCGACGUUAUACCCUCAUUGUCCAGUGCACCUGCAAGUCUUUGGACAGGACAACCCGCUAUGGAGGCUCGUGCCGAAUUUGCCUAAGGAACUACCACUACAGGCCCCCGCUGGAUGUUCGAGGUUCCCGUACUACUGGGAGGCGACCAGCUUUGAGGAGGCCGAUGACGCGGAAGGGCUUGCUGCGUGCAUGGGCGACUUGAUGAUUGGGGUCGAAAGGGAGCUCACCAACCGCUGCGAUCAUGUGGGGCCUGCCGCGCUGCGCUACUCAGGCCGAGCGGGGGCGACCUCCUUCACGUGGCGGAAGGUUGCCUGGCAGCCACCCCUCAAGCGCACCUACAAGCGCUCGCAGACCUUGGCCUGGAAAGUGGUGUUUCGAUGGUUUAUGCACAUUCAGAAGGAGCGCCACAGACUUCGCACGCUGGUCACCAGGCUUCAGAUGGCCCAUGUUCUUUGUGAUAUUGAUCCGCCCCAGUGCGCAGUCCUGCUCCAGGCUUUCAGUGAAGUUGGCGGGUAUCUUCGUAAUAUCAUGCGCAGCCAAGUGGUGCUCCACCAGAUGCCUGAGAAUGUGCAGGCCUUCCUGAAAUCUGGGCUGCAGGUCUUGGUUGCACCUGGCUUCGAGGACCUCCUGCGCUCGGUCGGGAAUGAGGCCACUCGGCUGCGCAAGGAGGACCAGCGGGAAUCCUACCGAGCUUGGAUGCAGUUCCAGCGUAAGGCUUUUCAGUCAGGGGCCUCCAUUGCUCACCGUGUCACCAAGGUGCGGCCGCUGGAGCAGGUUGUUGCAUGUCAACGACGCCCUGCAGAUGCUCAGCCGCAGGCUCUGGCGAAUCGGGACAUGAAGACUUGGGUUGAUGUAUGGACCCAUCAUGGAUGCCUACCAGUCCAGCCUCCUCCUGAGGCCGCAGAGUGGCCAUGUCUUCCGAAGCUUGACGCCGACACCCUGAGGAAGGUGAUACUGACAUUCCCUAGAAAGACCUCGACGGGGCCCUGUGCAUUACACCCACGCUUGCUGUGGCACCUGUCAGAUGAGUCGCUCGAGAUGCUGGGCAGUUUCUUUGCAAGGUGCGAGCAACUGCUCGCAUGGCCUGCAGAUCGGCUCUGGUCGAUGAUGUGUCGCAUUCCCAAGGCUGAUGAAGGACAUCGCCUGGUUGCAGUGGUCCACGCUUUCCAGCGCAUCUGGGGCAGGGCCCGGCGUGGCAUAUCUCGGCAGUGGGAGCAGCAGCAUCGCACGGACAAUGUGUGGGGCAACAGGUCCCGCUACACCUCGUCGGACAGCGCUUUUAGCCACAACUUGGACUCGGAGGUGGCUGUGCUGAGGGGCCAGUUCAGUGCGACGGUCUUACUAGAUCUCACGAAGGCGUUCGACAUGGUGCGGCCGUCGCAGCUGUUUCGCGAGGGCUGCUUGCUUGGCUAUCCACCGAGGAUGCUGUACAUGUUGCUCAAGAUGUACGCCCAGCCGAGGAGCCUCAAAGGGUACGGCACGUUCUCCGACAUGGUGCAGGUGGACCAAG